GGAAACUGGUAUGGUCAAGAUGCAAGAACCGACGACGACAUUAAACCUCGAUACGGCUGCUGGACUGGUAACGGUUGUCGCUGAUUGUGAAGCCGGCAAAUGCAAAGCGGUCUCGUUCGAUAAUGUUCCAGCUUUUGUCUAUGAGCUGGAUCUGGAAGUCGAUGUCCCUGGCCUGGGAAAAGUAUUAUGCGAUAUCGCGUGGGGUGGGAUGAUGUAUGCCAUGGUUGAUGUAUCUGCUACUGGAUUGACGCUGGAUGGACGCCAUGGCAAGGAGCUGGUCUAUUAUGGUGAGCUGAUUAAGCGAGCUGUCCAGGCCAAGUUUGAUCCUGUGCACCCGGACAAUCCGGGAAUACAUGGGGUAUCAAACUUCAUAUUGACCGAGCCUUUAGAGGACGAUGGAGCCUCCGGUAAGAGGGCAAAGAAUACCGUCAUUGUGUCCCCUGGUCGUCUCGAUCGGAGCCCUUGUGGCACUGGAACCUGCGCGAGGAUGGCGGUAUUGCAUGCUCGUGGUCUGCUCGCCGAGCAAGAAUCAUUUUGUCAUAUUGGUAUCACAGGAACUGAGUUCAUGUGUAAGAUUAGGGGAACCACUCAAGUGGGCAAGUAUCCAGCAAUUCUGCCGACAGUGAAAGGCAGUGCGUGGAUUACCGGUUUUCAACAAGUCGUAUUGGAUCCAAGUGAUCCCUUUCCAAUGGGGUUCAGGGUAGGGGACGCAUGGCACACACCCAGCUAGCCAUUUCCUCGUUGGAAAGGCUUAUAGCGGUCGGGUAAUUUAGUCCUUGGUUACGAGUAUAUCAGGUACCACUCUUAUUACGGACUACAUCCAGCGUUGCUAUGGACUAUUAGAAGUCCUCGAGAGUCGUUCGCUCUGCUACUCAGUACUGCACCACGUAAUGAAGAGCCAACGCACUUGUUACAAGGCUUUUUCCGCUAACCGAC
Aspergillus alliaceus is the source of this 936-nucleotide messenger RNA. Its product is annotated as proline racemase family protein. Gene Ontology annotation, molecular function: 4-hydroxyproline epimerase activity. Bases 11 to 730 code for a protein of 239 amino acids. The record is from RefSeq and is a predicted model, not a curated record. NCBI's taxonomy places the organism in Eukaryota, Fungi, Ascomycota, Eurotiomycetes, Eurotiales, Aspergillaceae. The transcript has a single exon.